Messenger RNA from Lolium rigidum, 2096 nucleotides. RefSeq names its product tubby-like F-box protein 12. The coding region runs from base 524 to 1867 and encodes 447 amino acids. NCBI's taxonomy places the organism in Eukaryota, Viridiplantae, Streptophyta, Magnoliopsida, Poales, Poaceae. The record is from RefSeq and is a predicted model, not a curated record. The transcript is spliced from 5 exons. Gene Ontology annotation, molecular function: protein binding.
GUGAGUGUCAUGUGAAACAAAGCACCUUCCAUAAAAAUACUCACGAUUUGCUCCUCCUCCCGUCCACUUCGUCUUUGGUCUUCCCCCUCCUCCUCCAAAACCAACUCCCGUUUCUCGAUCUCAAUCGAUCCCAUAAAUUCCUCCCCGCGCCUCACAAAUCACCUUCGCCGUCCUGCACGGCCUCCGGCCUCCCGCAGGUGUCUCUUGUGCGUUUCCUCUGCAUCUUCUGCAUCAGAGGUCGCGCGCCUUUUGAAACAAGAUUCGGAGCGGAAAGCUUCUUUUUUUCCUGAAGGAGCAAAAGGUCGCAGGUUCAGAUUCAGAGCUGCAUCUGCGGAAAGCUGAGCGCUUUUGCUCGCCUCUUUUGGCCUUGGGCAAAACAGAUUGGAUCUCUGUGCAGGAGUCUAUUUCCAAGUUUGGGUCAAGUCGAGGAGCUCGAUUUGGGGCUGUGGUGGCAAGCUCGUUUGGAAGAUCCUGAUAGCUAGGAAAUUGGUGAAGUUCUGGUUGUCGCGCAGUUCCGGAAGAGAUGUCUUUCCGCAGCAUAGUCCGUGAUGUUAGAGAGAGCUUUGGAAGCUUAUCAAGGCGGGGUUUUGAGGUGAGGAUUUCGGGUCUCCCUGGUCUUUCCGGCCAUCACAGAGGGAAGUCUGUUGGAUCUCUGAGUGCACUGCACGACCGAGCUGCAAUAGUUGAUCAAAAUGGCUGGGCUGGUCUACCUCCUGAACUACUCCGCGAUGUAAUGAAAAGACUGGAGGAAGGCGAGAGCACUUGGCCGUCCCGCAAAGAUGUUGUUGCUUGUGCAGCUGCCUGCAAGGCAUGGAGAGAGAUCUGUAAAGAUAUAGUGCAGAGCCCAGAGUUCUGUGGGAAACUCACUUUUCCAUUGUCUCUUAAACAGCCAGGACCUCGAGAUGGAUUAAUCCAGUGCUUUAUAAAAAGGGACAAAUCAACAUUAACCUAUUAUCUCUACUUGUGUCUUAGCCCUGCCGUGCUUAGUGAGAAUGGGAAGUUCCUGCUAGCAGCUAAGAGGAAUCGACGGACAACAUAUACCGAAUAUAUAAUUUCUGUGGAUUCUAAAAAUAUCUCGCGAUCAAGUAACGGCUAUGUUGGAAAAAUGAGGUCAAAUUUUCUUGGCACAAAAUUCAUCGUUUACGACACUCAGCCGCCAUACAAUGCUGGGAGCCUUGCCUCAUGCCAACGUGCAAGCCGUCGAAUCUCUUCUAGAAGGGUUUCACCAAAGGUACCCACUGGUAGCUACCCAGUUGCCCAGGUGAACUAUGAGCUAAAUGUGCUCGGCACAAGGGGGCCGAGGCGUAUGCAGUGCACGAUGCAUUCCAUCCCAGCAUCUGCACUAGAGCCGGAAGGUGUGGUACCUGGCCAACCCAAGCAACUCCUUCCUGGUCCAUUUGACGAGUCUUUUCGCAGCACAUACCCCUCCUCCAGGUUCUCAAUUACAGACUUCAGCAGCUCUCGCUUCUCAGAAGUAAGUGGAGUGGUGCAGCCAGACGAGGAGGGUGGGGAGGCUAAGGAGAGGCCUUUAGUUCUCUGCAACAAAGUGCCAAGAUGGCAUGAGCAGCUGCAGUGUUGGUGCCUCAACUUCCGAGGUCGGGUGACCGUGGCCUCAGUGAAGAACUUCCAGUUGACAGCCGCACCACAACCAGCUGCCGUGCCGUCUGAAUCUUCACAGCCGCCCCACCAGCAGCAAGCCCAGCCUUCGAGUUCCUCGUCCUCGUCAUCCGAUCACGAGAAGGUGAUUCUGCAGUUUGGUAAGGUUACGAAGGACAUGUUCACCAUGGACUACCGAUACCCACUCUCGGCGUUCCAGGCAUUCGCCAUCUGCUUGACCAGUUUCGACACCAAGCUGGCUUGUGAAUAGAUCGGUAUCACUAGUGUAUGUGUGUGUGUGUGCGUGAUAAGUGCAUCCUUAUUUGUCUUUUUUAUUUCUGUUGUUGAUUUACUUAUUUGUUCCUCUACUGUCAAGAAUGGCAAGAAAUCUGAAGGUCUCUUAUUUGCUGCAUUUAUUUCAAAGCCUGUGAAAUUGUUUGUACAUUGUAACAGAAAAAAAUAGACAUCUUUGAAUGAUAUGCAUUUUAUUUCCUGGCCAA